This is a messenger RNA of Planococcus citri (citrus mealybug), 1802 nucleotides long. Its product is annotated as legumain-like. The record is from RefSeq and is a predicted model, not a curated record. Gene Ontology annotation, biological process: vacuolar protein processing. NCBI's taxonomy places the organism in Eukaryota, Metazoa, Arthropoda, Insecta, Hemiptera, Pseudococcidae. The transcript has 10 exons. Gene Ontology annotation, molecular function: cysteine-type endopeptidase activity. The coding region runs from base 304 to 1647 and encodes 447 amino acids.
UGCAAAAAACCAUCGCCAUCAAAUAAUAGGUACUCGUGAGUAUGUACUUGAUCCAGUCACAAAUCGAACGAAACGAGUUGGUUCGCGUAGUCGUCGACUAAUUUUUUCGUAUAAGUAUAAAUACUACCUACCUAGUCAAUUAUCUCGAAAGCAUAAAGUAAAAUUGUUUUCCGCGUGCUCAUUAUCUACGCGUUCGUGUACAGUAGUUAGACUUAUACCCAACAUUAUUCGUAUUAGUGGAGUAGAUUCCAAAAUAUUGAAACAGAAUAAAACAGAAAGCAGAAACAAACCGAAAAACAAAAAAUGAAAUCGCACGUGGCACUAUUGUUUUUGUUGGUUUGUUUGAACAGUAUUAUUUACGCGCACAGCAAGCAAUUCGCUGUGUUGGUUGCCACCACGAAAUCAUGGCUGCAUUAUGGACAUCAGUCCACUGUGCUACACGCUUAUCAAACAUUGAUUGCAAACGGAUUUCCACGCUCCAAUAUAAUUACCAUGUUUUACGAUGAUCUCGCCAAUCAUCCAAGUAACACAGAAAAAGGAGUAAUUCGAAACCAUCCGGAAGGAAAAAAUGUUUACGAAAAUGUUAAAAAAGAUUACACAGGCGAGAAAGUGACGGCAGACAACUUCAUCGGAGUCAUAACUGGAAAUGGUUCGUUGGCCAGCGGUCCAGUGAUCAAAAGCAGCGGUCCGAAGGAUACUCUUUUCGUGUACAUUGCCGGAUUGAGCACUUAUCAAUACCUAACGUUUCCUUCUGGACCUGGUAUUUCUUCCGCGAAACUAAAACAAACGUUGGAAAAAUUGACGAAGGAGAAAAAAUUCAAAAAAGUAUUUGUGAGUGCAGAUGUAUCGUUUGCUGAUUCACUAUUCGAUGAAAUAGCACCCAAAAGCAGAGUUUUUGUGAGCACUUCGACUGCCCUUGAAGAACAUGCCCAUUUGGUGUAUUGCUUCCCAGAAAAAAAUCUCUGUCAUGGUAGUUUGUACGGUGUUGCGUGGACUCAAUAUUCCGAUCGACUACGUCAACUCAAAUCCGGAGCUAAACGAACACUAUACGAUCAAUUCAACUAUGUAAGAGCUGAAACACCUUACACUCAUGUCAACAUAUAUGGCGAUUUGCGAGUCGGACAAAGUCAAUUACAAGAAUUUAUCGGUUAUAAAUUCGAAGGUAAGCGCGAUGCCAAUAAAGUGGGACUCGCGCUCGACUCAACCCGAGUAUUAUCAGACGAUAUGCAGUCACAAGCUGACGCCCAAGCGAUGAGUAAAAAUCAACCAGAAUUCAGUGUCGGUACUAAUUACGAUCAACAAAUGAGUAAUGAAGAAAAAUCGCGCACCGUUAAGAAUCGUGAUUUCAUCAAGGAAACGAUGAAAAAUAUAUUCGAUCACUUGCAAAAUAACGGAUACAAAAAUGUACAAUACGAAAAAGCCGAGAAACCGAGAAAACUUGUAUCCGAAAAUCAUUCCGAUUUGUACGAAGAUGCAAUUCGAGAGUUUCACGAACGAUGUAUAAAUAUUAACGAGAAUCCAUUUGCGCUGAAUGAAAUUCCAAAACUGGCCCAUUUAAUCACCAGCAACGUCAGCUUAGAUGACCUGAAAACUGCUAUGACUGCCAACUGCAACGAAAAUCACAGACUCACAGCUAAUGUUUACUAAACUACCGUUUAAUUUACGUAUAAGUACAUUUCUUCAUAGGCCAUGAGUGCUAAUUCGUGAAGCUUCAACUGCAUUCGAUUCAAUGAGUAUUCAAUUAUUGAGGUUUUCACAGACAUUGUCAAUUUAGAACAAUAGAUUUUAUAAAACAACAAGAA